Mytilus californianus (California mussel) is the source of this 972-nucleotide messenger RNA. RefSeq names its product E3 ubiquitin-protein ligase CCNB1IP1-like. NCBI's taxonomy places the organism in Eukaryota, Metazoa, Mollusca, Bivalvia, Mytilida, Mytilidae. The record is from RefSeq and is a predicted model, not a curated record. Gene Ontology annotation, biological process: reciprocal meiotic recombination. Gene Ontology annotation, cellular component: synaptonemal complex. Bases 9 to 776 code for a protein of 255 amino acids. Gene Ontology annotation, molecular function: ubiquitin protein ligase activity. The transcript has 11 exons.
AAGAUAUUAUGGAUACUGAUUUGAUUUGCAAUUUCAAGAAAUGUAGGAAAAGAUUAAAUACAUUUGCAUGGGUGACUUCCUGUUCGCAUAUUUUUUGUGAUGAAGAUGGAACAAAAGAAUUCACUAAAUGCUACAAAUGUCCAGCAUGUGAAACUAGAUUAGCUACAAACCUUGAUAUUAUAAGAAUUGACCUGCAGCCUUCAGAGCAGUACAAAUCUAUGGUACUUGCUGGACAGAAGCCAGAGGUCAUUAUGGAGAUUUGUACCCGAGCUCUAUCCUUCUGGACCUACCAGGCUCAUCAGGAGAUGACAUACCAAGAACAUGUGACAGAAAAAGUGAAAGAUAAAUGUGCACAGCUAGAACAGUAUUACGAACAGAUUGUCUCACAAACACAAUCAGAAAUAGCAUCAUUAAAGAAGCUUUACUCAGAUGCAAAGAAAAAUUUAGAUUCUACAAGCAAGAAAUUUCAUGAAGUGUCAGAGAAGCUCAUACAGAAAAGCAGACAGUACCAGAAGUUACAGACUAACUAUGAAUCACUUAGAAGACGAAGUGUCUCAGCGUCAGUAUUCGAGGCUGGAGAUAAUGGCAAAGAUGUACCAAAGAACUUCACAAUACCACUUUCAUCUGGCGAUGGCUUUCUACAAAAGGAGUCUAGCAGAAGUAGCAGUAGAUCAUCAUCGCCAGUUCAACGAAAAUUUGUAAUGUUCCCAAGAGCAACACCAGACCGUGCGAUACAGAAUAAAUUUACUCUGCCACUCGGCACGCCCACUAAAUAAUGCGUGUCUAAAACUAAUGGGAUGCUAAAUUCUGAACCUCAAGAAUAUCACGCAAGGGAGAUAAUAUGCACAUUUGAAACAGAACUCGUGUCGUUGAUGUUGCCAUGGUGUUUAACGUCAUAUCAAUGACUUUAGAAGUUUGACAAGACAUGUGAUACGAUUUUUUACUGUCAAUUGUUUAUUAAAGUAUUCUAAA